AUGGCGGCAGUCGGACACUUGGGCGCCGUCCAGACGACCCUCAUCUCCCAGGGCACGGGUUACGGCAUCCUGAUAGGUCUGGGCGUGGGGUUCUGCGGCGUCAUCCUCAUCGCCGUCAAGAUUCAAAAGUCCUAUCUGGCCGAGGACUCGGGAACGUCCGAGAUGUUCAUGGUGGCCAACCGGUCCGUCGGGACUGGUUUGACGGCCUCGGCUGUAUUCUCCUCGUGGAUGUGGAUUAAUGAGACUGUCUUCUCGGCGGCAAUGUGUUACAAGUUUGGCUUGGCUGUACCGUUUUGGUGGGCAACUGGAUUAUGUUUUCAGAUCGCCUUGAUGGCGGCUCUCGGAGUCAUGGCCAAGAUACGAGUUCCCUAUGCUCACACGUCGCUGGAGAUCAUCCGCAUCCGCUACGGUUGGCUGGGCCACGUCGUCUUCAUCACGCUCAACCUGACCAACAAUGUGUUUGGAUGUGCGUCCAUGAUCCUGACCGGGUCUCAGCUCAUCCACGGCAUCUCGGGCAUGCACUUUGUCGCUUCUACACUUCUCAUUCCUCUAGGAGUCAUCCUUUACACGGCCGUUGGCGGUCUCAAGGCCACCUUCAUCACCGACUACCUGCACACGCUGGUGGCCCUAGUCCUGAUCAUCUACUUCACGCUGUCCGUUUUGACACACGACGCCGUCGGCGGACUCGGCGGACUGUACGACAAGGUCCGGGCGACGGCGUCGGAGAACCUGAUCGACGGCAACUAUCAGGGCUCCCUGCUGACGAUGAAGUCGCGCGACGCCAUCAUAUGGGGGCUGAUCCUCAAGUUCGGCAACCUAGCCCUGGUGAUCAUGGACACGGCCUUCUGGCAGAAGUCGUUCGCCACAGAGGUCAAGGCCACGGUUCCCGGGUACAACCUGGCGGCGGCAGCCAUCUUCGGCAUCCCGUGGGGUCUGGGCACGGUGCUGGGCCUGUCGGCGCGCGCCCUCCACAACACCUCCGUCUGGCCCGGGUACCCCGUGGACAUCACCAUGGCCGAGGUCAACGCCGGCUACGUGAUGCCGUACCUGGUAAAGGGCCUGAUCGGCACCAGGGGCGUCGACGCCUUCCUGGUCCUCAUGUUCAUGGCCCUCACCAGCACCAUCUCGUCUUCCAUGAUCGCCGUGAGCAGCAUCCUGUCCUUUGACGUGUACAAGACCUACAUCAACCCGUGCGCCACGGACAAGAAGCUCGUCUCGGUCAGCCACCUGACCGUCGUCAUCCACGGCGUCUUCAUCACCGGCGUCUCCCUCGCCCUCAACUACGGCGGCGCCGACAUGACGUGGAUCGGCUACUUCCGCCCCGUCCUGUCCUGCCCAGGCAUCAUCCCCCUCGCCCUCACCCUGUGCUGGUCGCGCCAGACUCGCCUCGCCGCCAUCGCCUCUCCCGUCCUCGGCUUCUUCAGCGGUCUGGCCGUCUGGCUGGGCACCGCCUACGCCAUCUACGGCAAGGUCAACAUGACCACGACCGAGGGGAGCCUGCCUGCCCUCUUCGGCGCCAUCACCUCCUUCUUCUCCCCGGCCAUCUACUCCGUCGUCAUCUCCCUGUACAGGCCCUACGUCUUCGACUGGCGCAAGUUUCUAGUUGCCGAGAUCGUCGAGGAGCGUCGUCUCCACAAGGAGGACCCCGACCCCGCGACGAGCCAGGUGAGGGUCGACUCAGGAUCCGGGCUGGACUCGUCCGACUUCGACGCCGCCGCCAUCUCGCUCGACGACGUGCAGCACCCCUUCGACGAAGCUACGCUGAGGGAGCUCCGCCGCUGGUACCGCAUCGCCUGCUACAUAUUCGUGGGCAUCGUCCUCGUCACCUUUGUGGCCUGGCCCAUGCCGCUGUACCGCGACUACAUCUUCACCAAAACCUUCUUCAAGAGCUGGACCACCGUAGCCAUCAUAUGGCAAUUCUUCGCAUUCUUCGCCGUCGUCGUCUACCCUCUUUACGACGGUCGGUACGAGAUUGCAAAGGGGUACAGGGGUGUCUGGAAGGAGGUCAGCCGGCGUAUACGUUUUAAGAACGGGGAGUGA
Messenger RNA from Geosmithia morbida, 2040 nucleotides. RefSeq names its product transporter. Lineage: Eukaryota; Fungi; Ascomycota; Sordariomycetes; Hypocreales; Bionectriaceae. Bases 1 to 2040 code for a protein of 679 amino acids. The transcript has 4 exons. Gene Ontology annotation, molecular function: urea transmembrane transporter activity. Gene Ontology annotation, cellular component: plasma membrane. Gene Ontology annotation, biological process: urea transmembrane transport. The record is from RefSeq and is a predicted model, not a curated record.